This is a messenger RNA of Lathyrus oleraceus (garden pea), 950 nucleotides long. RefSeq names its product NAC domain-containing protein 100. Bases 1 to 927 code for a protein of 308 amino acids. Gene Ontology annotation, molecular function: DNA binding. The transcript has 4 exons. Gene Ontology annotation, biological process: regulation of DNA-templated transcription. The record is from RefSeq and is a predicted model, not a curated record. NCBI's taxonomy places the organism in Eukaryota, Viridiplantae, Streptophyta, Magnoliopsida, Fabales, Fabaceae.
AUGAAGUUGAAGCAAAAGAUAUUUGACAUAAAAGAUAGCAGGCUUCAACACUAUUCCAACCAAAGAAGAAAAAGUGGAACCCUUUCUCAUUAUUUCCUUUCACUAUAUAAUGAAAACCCAUUAAGAUUUGUGUCACUCUUCUUUAUACCUAACGGCUCUACUCUCUCUCUCUCAUUUCUCUCUUCUGCAGAGAAGCUUUUCAUUUUCUCAAAUGGAGGGCUUCUACCACCACAUGAACAACAACAUGCUCAUUUACCACCUGGUUUUCGUUUCCACCCUACUGAUGAAGAACUCAUCACUUUCUACCUUCUCAAGAAAGUUCUUGACAACACUUUCACUGCAAGAGCCAUAGCUGAAGUUGAUCUCAACAAAUGUGAACCAUGGGAGCUACCAGAGAAAGCUAAGAUGGGUGAGAAAGAAUGGUACUUCUUCAGUUUACGUGACAGGAAGUACCCAACUGGGUUACGUACAAAUCGAGCUACAGAAGCUGGUUAUUGGAAAGCAACAGGGAAAGAUAGAGAGAUUUACAGUUCAAAAACCUACUCUCUUGUUGGUAUGAAGAAAACCCUUGUUUUCUACAGAGGAAGAGCACCAAAAGGUGAAAAGAGUAACUGGGUUAUGCAUGAAUAUCGACUUGAAGGAAAAUUUACCUACCAUUUCCUCUCUAGAAACUCCAAGAAAAAUAAGUUGGGCUUUCUAUCACCAACGGUUAGCAGCCUUUUACAACUGAGAAUAAUUGGGGUACGAUUCUGCUCAAAGAUUCAACUUACUCGAGAGUUACACAGAAUUCUUGAUGAUCAAUAUGGUGUUAGAUUUUAUAAAGUGGAAACAUCACAUGCACCACAAAUCUCAAAUCUUUCCUUGAGAUCACUUUUGAUUGGAAUAGGAAGUUUCCACAUGGUUAUCGAUAAUCUUAGCUCAGCAUAGCACAGGUUUCUUUCCUAUCCUCU